GCCCGCGAUACGUGUACGUGCGCAACAGGUACCGAAUUGGAUUGGUGACAAAUUACGUUGAUGAGAGGGAAGAGGGAGGUAAAGGGGAGAAGGAAAGACCAAGGAAGAAGGCAAGGAUUAAGUCAAGUGCGGUACAUCACGCGUGCUGCGUUUGAAAUGCCGUUCUGCUUUUGCCAAGGGAAUAGAUGAGAGUGAAGAAUAAGAAAAUAAAAAAUAGCCGCUUAAAUUGGGAUACUCUGUGGAUAAAGCAUAUCAAAGAAAAAGAAUAUUUUUUUAAAUUUAUUAUCUAUAUAAUAUUGCAAAAGAAUAAAAACAGAGAGAUGUCGAAGCGAACACAGGAGCCAGUGGAUCAAUGGCUGGCAAAGGAGGGUUAUUUUAGGAAACCUACUCCCAGAGACCCGACCUGUUUGUUUAGAGCAAUCAGCGAACAAGUGUAUCACACGCAACAUUAUCAUCUAAGAGUAAGAAAAGAAUGUAUAGAAUUUAUGAAGAAGAAGAGACACUUGUUCAUUGAUUCUGUAUCAACGCCAUUUGAUUAUUAUCUGAAUGAAAUGCAAUGUUUUACGGAGUGGGGAGGCUCAAGUGAAAUUCAUGCUAUGUCUUUGUUAUAUAAAAGAGAUAUAAUUAUAUUCGUUGGAGAGAAGCAGAUAUGCGAAAACGUUACCAAUAACGGCUUUAAAAAAGGUGUUAUAUUGCUUUGUCACACAGAGCCGAAACAAUAUGAGCCUGUUUACCCGAUGGCUUUUGUACAAUCAGCUGCAUACUGCCAAUCUAUUGUUUAUGAAGUUGUAUAUAGGUAUAUGUAUCAAAUACCUAACAUAAAAACUGUUGCGGAUAGAAUGCUACAUAACCGAACUCCUGCACUUAGACAUGACAGAUUUUUCCAGAAGGGAAAUCUUGAUAUUAGGGAGCAAUUGAUUGAAGAUUUAUACAAAAAAGUAAAAAAUGAACAUAGUGAUACGGACGAAGCGCAAUCUGACUGGAAAGGAGCACCUAUUCCUUAUAAAGUCGCAAAAGCGCUGGCUCCUGAUUAUUAUCGUAAUAUAGAGUUAGACAUAUGGCACGAAUUGAAACGAGAGGUAAAAUCUGCAGGCUGGAACAGAUACAACAGUAAUGAGCUUCAAGUCGGCGGCAAAUGUCUGAUAGAAAUUAGCAUAAACGAUCUACAACAAUGUGAUAGAAAUAACAACAAGAAUGUACGAGUUAAUUUACCAGAAUGUAGUACUAGCGAGACUAACAAUAAAAUUGAGCAACAAAAAUUGAAGCAAGGGCCUCUUUGGCUUCACGGUUAUAUACAGGAAAUGAAUACAGAGAAAGAGCCAGUUCUGGUUUUUAUUAAAGACUUAGGAGAAAAAAAAUUUGUUCCAUACGAUGCUUUGAAGCCAUUACCUUUAGUAAGAAAAAAUAGGCCAAAAAAUUGGGUACCACUUAAUAGAAACCAUUCAGUUACUAUAGAUUCAAAUCGACGAUGGAAAAAACCAUGUAAUUCUUUCUCACGAAAGAGAAAAGAUACUAUAAUCAUAACAAAUGAAAAGCCAAAUAAAAAUGUAUUAAUAAAUAACAGUGAUGAUAAUGACGUUGAUGCUAAUAUCAAUGUUGCUAAAAGUGACUUUGAUGAACAUCACAGCGAACUUCAUAAAAUAAAUCAAAGCCAAACAUUAAAAAAUCAUUCUGUAGAAGAUAAUUCUAUUUAUACGACAAAUGAAGAGGCUAACAGUUUGACAACUACAUUCGACAAUUCACAGUCUACAGGAUCAAACAGUGUAAUACAAGAAAUAACAGAAGAACAUAAAAAACCUCAUGCAGCAUUUAAAAGAGUGAAUAAUACUGCAAGGAAGAUUGAAAAAUCUCUUAAUCUUCAAAAAUCAAGUUUGAAACCAAAAAUAUUAAAUGAGAAUUAUUCUUCAUCUUACAAUGAUAAUUCGCAAACAAAUAUAUAUGGCAACCCAAAUGUAUCUUACGUUCCUCCAGAUAACGGCAAUGCAUAUCCCUAUUAUCCAUACAUACCAGGAAAUUUUUCGAUAACUGGAGAACACAAUCCUCAAAUAGAUCAUUCAUUGACAUCGAAUGUCUUUUACAAUUUACAUCUGCUGCACUUGGAGGACACUUUCCGUACUUUAAAUCCAACUUAUUACGGACCGAUAAUAUAUGGACCGAAUCAUCAAGGCAUGCAAUCUUUGGGCACACCAUCAAAUGCUAUAAACAAUGGUCCAUACAUGCAAUAUAUGCGGGAGGAAGUAGAUCGCCUUGUUAACGACAUGCAAAAUAGUUCGUUAAAUGAGGGAUCAAAUGCCAGUGCUGAGAUUCCCAAUGCUUCACAUGUGAACACGAAUAGUGUGCAAAGUACAAAUCAGUCGAAACAAGGACCAAGAAAUUUAAGCGGAAAAGAUUCCUCACAUCCCAUUCAACAGAAAGGAAAGCAAACUGGAACUGUUAAAGGCAAUAAGAUGCGGAAUCGUCAGCAAAAUGCUCGCGGAUCAUCGCAUACGCAAUACUCGAGUCAUCAAUAUGGCGCGACGAUGUCGAGUGGUUCUGUGAAUCCGUACAAUGCGCGAAGGCACGAUAUGCAUAUGCUGCAACCGCAGCAGCAUCAUUGGGAUCCGAUGUCGCAUCAGAUAGCACCUAGCGUGGUAGCUGGUCCGACAAACGGUUAUGCACCACCGCAGUAUACAACAUCGAACCAAAUAAUUCCUUAUCAUGAACUUCCACCACACUACACGAACGAAAGCAAUUCAGGGAAUCCUUCGUACUAUCUGGGAAAUGGUAGCUACAUACCCAUACCGUACUUACCACCUCAGCACGUCGACGCAACUGAGAACGGAGCUGUACCUCCGUCGUAUCCGCAGCAUUUCUAUUCAACGACUGAGGCUUAUCCGCCAGGUCAUUCAUCAAUAAACGGCCAACCAAUGAUGUACUCGCAGCCAGUGAUGUAUCCACAGUCGGUGCAAUAUCAUGCUGUACCAUCACCAUCGCAACACAUGCAAGAACAGUGGAAUCCGACCUUGGGACCGCAACCUUCUUAUGUUGCUCAAUGCAUUGCUCCAAAUCCAGGUCUAGCUCCGAUCAUAGAACCAUCCCCUAACGGACAAUGUACCGUUCCAAAAGGUUCACAUUAGAUAUCAUAUAUUCUGAAAAUUGAUAAUUAAGAUUGAAUCUCUAUUGCAGUUAACUGUAUUAAAAAGUCUUUAUAUAACAUAAUAGUAUUAUAUAAAAUAAUAUUAGUUAUAACAUAUCGACGUUCCCCCCGUGAAUAAAAUAAGAUUAUGAAGACUGAUGGUAAUUAUAAGAUACGAAGAAUAUCAUAAUAAAAAUUAAAAAUAAUGAAUCAUAAUUAAGAUUAACUACAUAGAAAAUUUAGACACAAAACAGCUAUAUGGAGCAGAAUGUAUUAACUAUUUGCAAUUCUCGUUAAAAAUCGACAAGAUUGUUCGCUAUGACUUACCAGAGUUUCCUAUACCGUGUAUAAAGCUCCACAUAUUAUACAAAGUAGAAAAUGUUUAAGAUGUAGUCUUUAUAAGCUGUAUAUAUAAACUAAUUUAACAUGCCACGUAUUAACGUGAGAAAGAUG
Messenger RNA from Trachymyrmex septentrionalis, 3568 nucleotides. RefSeq lists its product as uncharacterized. Gene Ontology annotation, molecular function: cysteine-type deubiquitinase activity. The coding region runs from base 186 to 3116 and encodes 976 amino acids. The record is from RefSeq and is a predicted model, not a curated record. Gene Ontology annotation, biological process: protein deubiquitination. The transcript is spliced from 15 exons. Lineage: Eukaryota; Metazoa; Arthropoda; Insecta; Hymenoptera; Formicidae.